CAGCAGAAGAAGAAGAAGAAGAAGAAGAAGAAGACCUCCCCUCCACGAAGCUAACAGCUAACACUGAUGAAGUAGAAAAGUAUUAAAGCGUUUCGUCGCUGUGGCUCUGAGCUCAUGUGACGGACAAAGCUGGGAGAAAGGAGCUAUGGAGAAAAGCUUCAUUCAGUGGAAGAAGCAGUGCCUGAACAAACUGGACCUGAGUAAGAAGGGCAGCGUGGAUGAGGGCAUCGAGCACGUCGUGUCUCUGCUGAACAGCUGUGAGGAGUACUUCACCACCAGCUCCUGCUCCGGGAGAAUCAUCCUGAUCGACGGGGCUCCAGAGAGCAGCGACGUCCAGAAACAGAACUGUGUCUGGUUGUUUGUCUCACAUCAGAAAUGCACCUCAGAUGACCUGAUGUCUGCCUUAGCAGGGUGCUGCGGUGAUGCUGUGUUGAAGUUUGAGCCCUUUGUGCUCCACCUUCAGUGUAGGAGGCUGGAAGACGCACAGCUGAUGCACUUUGUAUCCAUCAACUCCGGCUUCAGGAACUCCGGCGUUACUGUGGGAAAAACAGGAAAAAUCAUCAUGGCAGUCCGUAGCACCCACGGCCUGGAGGUUCCUCUGAGCCAUGAUGGAAAGCUCCUCGUUCAGCAGGAAUACAUCGCCUUUUUAACACAGGUGGCCAAUCAGAAGAUGGAGGAGAACCGCAGACGGAUACACAGGUUCUACCAGAACCUGCAGUCGGCCCUGUUAACAGAGAAAUGCCAAAGACUCCAAAUCAAAGAUCCUCUUAGCUUACAGCAACUACAAGAUCCUCCUCAUGCAGAAAAGACAGAAAAGGAGACGGAGGAGGAGAAAGAAAAGGAGGAGAGAAAGAAAACAAGUGUGUAUAAACGGAGGCGGAAGAGGGAACGACAUCAGCCAGACUGUUCCCAUGGUGAUGGCGACAGCAGCGUGCCAGACCUGGACGACUGUUUGGAUCUGUUCACGUGAACCGGUGACUCGGUUUAUCAUAGACUGGAUCCAUGAUUAGAGAGUUUCUCUGCUUUGAGAUGUUUUAGAGGAUUGUUAUUUUUACAGGAAGAGGAGGGGCCUUUAUCACAAAGGUCACCAUAGUAACCAUGGCAUUAAAGCCUGUGGAGCAAAACAUUAAAAAAAAAAAAAAACAUGAAGGCAAUCAGUUGUCUUACCUUUUGGUUUCUGGCAUCUCAUUUGUGUAUAAGGUGGAGCCUCUAUGUGACAGUAUUGUAUUACAGUGCAGCCAUAGGAGGUGUAUUUACAUGAUGUAACCACUGGAGGGCAGCAGUGCUUAGAAAAUAAACUAUUUUGUACCUUGUGACGCUCAGUGGGAUUGACAUGAGUUACAGAGGAGUGGAGGGUGAACCCAGA
Archocentrus centrarchus (flier cichlid) is the source of this 1366-nucleotide messenger RNA. RefSeq names its product tRNA-yW synthesizing protein 3 homolog (S. cerevisiae) (gene tyw3). NCBI's taxonomy places the organism in Eukaryota, Metazoa, Chordata, Actinopteri, Cichliformes, Cichlidae. The record is from RefSeq and is a predicted model, not a curated record. The transcript is spliced from 6 exons. The coding region runs from base 146 to 970 and encodes 274 amino acids.